AUGGGGUCGGAUUCAAGGGUUUCCGAAGACCAUGAGGGUACCCAGUCCUCAGAGGAUAAAAGGGUGACCGACUAUCAGUGCUUCCCCCAGUCAACGUACUCGACUAUUAUUUUCGACAUGAUGCACAGGCUCUGUCCCAGCGUGUACCAGAUCAUCUCUGUGGCAUACAAGGAAGACCUUGUCCUUCCCGAUGGAGUAUUGCCUCCUAAGUUUAUCGUCGAGCUGGUCAUAGAUGAGCCGGAGACCUAUCUCAUCAAGGUCCAGGAGGACAUGAGUCCAGUAAUCAAGAACACCUGCAGUGUUCCCGGUCCAGAGGAUCCUCGUCUACUUGAUCCUCACGUCUUCGCCUUCAAAAAUGAACCUGCUGAGAACAUCGAAAGGAAGCCUGGGUAUGGAAAUCUUGCAUGGACUGCUCCAUGGCACAAAGAGCCUGAGCCCGAGCAUCAGAUUCUCCUCUGUGAACUGAUCGUCAAACCAACUGACCCUCCUACUUUCGAUCCUUUCCAGCUGUUCAACUUCCAAUUUGUACGCCCGGUAGUACCCCCAGCGUGA
Molecule: messenger RNA, 552 nt
Organism: Pisolithus orientalis
Lineage: Eukaryota; Fungi; Basidiomycota; Agaricomycetes; Boletales; Pisolithaceae
Exons: 5
Coding region: 1-552 (183 amino acids)
Source: RefSeq, a predicted model, not a curated record